This is a messenger RNA of Thamnophis sirtalis, 2188 nucleotides long. RefSeq names its product glycine receptor alpha 1 (gene GLRA1). NCBI's taxonomy places the organism in Eukaryota, Metazoa, Chordata, Lepidosauria, Squamata, Natricidae. Gene Ontology annotation, biological process: monoatomic ion transmembrane transport; chloride transport. Gene Ontology annotation, cellular component: postsynaptic membrane; plasma membrane. Gene Ontology annotation, molecular function: transmembrane signaling receptor activity; glycine binding; extracellularly glycine-gated chloride channel activity. The record is from RefSeq and is a predicted model, not a curated record.
UUAAUAAAUUAAUGCAGCAGGAAAGUCUGAGGAUCCCGCGAAUUCGAGAAGAUAAGGCAGAAAAUGGACCUGCUGGAGAAGCAGUCGAGAGACUUUUCGCUUUUUCUUGCUUUCCGAUCCUAAUGGGAGCCGAAGCCCAUGAAACUUACCCUUAGCUUCCUUCCCCGCUUUAGUCAUGAGCAAUGGGACACCGUCCCUGCAGCAAUAAUAACUUAUUCGCGUGGGAUAGAUCCCUGGAGGAAGAAAUCAAGGGCAUCAAAACAUCGGCCAGCGGGAAAACAACAUCUCCGGAACAAUGCAGCAAAAUGCGGAGGAUCGCGAAUUCCUUUGGAUGUAACUGAGGGGGAUAACCCUAAAAGACCGAGGAGAUUAGCCCCCGGGUUUCUUUCCCCCCACAUGGCCAAUUUAUUCUCGUGGCAUUCUGCAUGGUCCAGACGCCCGGUGAGAGCGCUGGGGUUCCACUGAAAGAAAGGGAGCUCUUCUCUUCUUUGCAGGAAUCUGGCUCGCUUCAACGAGGCUGUUUUAACACGGAGAGCAGCGCGGGAGUUUAGAGGCCAAUUUUUUUCUCUCCAAGGUGCUAGAACGUGGGGGAGGGGGGGCGGUUUGCUGUCCAGGGUCCUGAAUUCCCAGCGCCUCAUCGGUCCGAGCUCAGCGUCUUCCUCUUUGCCCGGGCGUCUCUAACUACAAGGAUUGUAUAGAAAAUUAACAAAGAGGAAAAUUUCCACCAUUUUACUCAGUCUGGCAUUUAUUUAUUAUUAUUACUGUUCUUGUUUUGUUGCUAAGUGCCAAUUUAUUGUGCUGACUUGUGGACUACAAAUCCAUCCGAUCUGAAAAAAUGUGUAACCUCAAUGCAUUUGGAGUCUACCUUUGGGAGACCGUAGUAUUCUUCAGCCUCGCCGCUUCCAAAGAAACUGGAGCAGCAGCUCGAUCCGCUCCUAAACUUAUGUCCCCUUCAGAUUUCCUGGAUAAAUUGAUGGGAAGGACGUCAGGAUACGAUGCCAGAAUCAGGCCUAAUUUUAAAGGUCCGGCAGUGAAUGUAAGCUGCAAUAUUUUCAUCAACAGCUUUGGAUCUAUUGCAGAAACAACAAUGGAUUACAGAGUGAACAUUUUCUUGCGGCAGCAAUGGAAUGAUCCCAGGCUGGCUUACAAUGAAUAUCCAGAUGAUUCCCUAGAUUUGGACCCAUCCAUGUUGGAUUCCAUCUGGAAACCUGAUCUGUUCUUUGCUAAUGAGAAAGGAGCUCACUUUCAUGAGAUCACUACAGAUAAUAAACUCCUGCGGAUCUCCAAAAGCGGCAAUGUCCUAUACAGUAUCAGAAUAACCCUGACUCUGGCUUGUCCCAUGGAUCUAAAGAACUUCCCUAUGGAUGUCCAGACGUGUAUUAUGCAACUAGAGAGCUUUGGUUAUACAAUGAAUGAUCUGAUAUUUGAGUGGCAAGAGAAAGGAGCUGUGCAGGUUGCUGACGGAUUAACCCUGCCACAAUUCAUCCUGAAGGAAGAAAAGGACUUGCGCUACUGCACAAAACAUUACAACACAGGCAAAUUCACCUGCAUAGAAGCCCGUUUUCAUCUGGAGAGGCAGAUGGGUUACUACUUGAUCCAGAUGUAUAUUCCCAGCCUGCUGAUUGUAAUUCUUUCCUGGAUCUCUUUCUGGAUCAACAUGGAUGCUGCACCUGCCCGAGUUGGUCUGGGUAUCACUACAGUGCUCACAAUGACCACACAAAGUUCUGGUUCUCGAGCAUCUUUGCCCAAGGUCUCCUAUGUUAAAGCCAUUGACAUCUGGAUGGCUGUGUGCCUGCUGUUUGUGUUCUCAGCUCUGCUAGAGUAUGCUGCUGUUAACUUUGUGUCCCGGCAGCACAAAGAACUACUCAGGUUCAGAAGGAAAAGGAGGCACCACAAGGAGGACGACACUGGAGAGGGCAGGUUCAAUUUUUCCGCCUACGGGAUGGGACCCGCCUGCCUGCAAGCCAAGGACGGCAUCUCAGUCAAAGGAGCCAACAACAACAAUACCACCAACCCAGCGCCGCCCCCUUCCAAAUCUCCCGAUGAGAUGCGCAAGCUUUUCCUCCAGCGAGCCAAGAAAAUAGACAAGGUCUCGCGGAUUGCCUUCCCCAUGGCUUUCCUCAUCUUCAACAUUUUUUACUGGAUCAUCUACAAGAUUGUCCGAAGGGAAGAUGUCCACAAGCCAUGA